Molecule: messenger RNA, 877 nt
Organism: Camelina sativa (false flax)
Lineage: Eukaryota; Viridiplantae; Streptophyta; Magnoliopsida; Brassicales; Brassicaceae
Product: non-specific lipid transfer protein GPI-anchored 1
Source: RefSeq, a predicted model, not a curated record
AUACACACAACACACACCUCAAAGUCGGUUUGCUUUUAAAUACAUAGAGAGAUAGAAACCCCAACAAGCAAAACAGUAAAGCACCAGAAAGUAAAAAAUGAUAAUGAAAGGUCUUCAUCUCAACCUCUUCCUAGUCACCAUGACGGUCGUUGCUUCCAUCUCCGCGGCUGCACCGGCGGCUCCAGCGGGUGGAGCUUUAGCUGACGAAUGCAGCCAGGACUUUACGAAGGUGACUUUGUGCUUGGACUUUGCGACCGGGAAGGCAACGACUCCAUCUAAGAAGUGUUGUGACGCUGUGGAAGAUAUCAAAGAAAGAGAUCCAAAGUGUUUGUGUUACGUGAUGCAGCAAGCGAAGACAGGAGGACAAGCCUUGAAGGAUCUUGGUGUUCAAGAAGACAAACUCAUUCAGCUUCCAACUUCUUGUCAGCUCCACAACGCUAGCAUCGCCAACUGUCCAAAGCUCCUAGGGAUUUCGCCGAGCUCGCCAGAAGCAGCCGCAUUCGCAAACAAUGCCACAUCAUCAACAGCACCAGUGGCGCCAGGGGGUAAAUCUCCAGCAACUCCAGCCACGUCCACGGAUAAGGGAGGAUCAUCUUCCACAAGGGAUGGUCAUGCCGUCUUGGCACUAGCCAUCACUUUGAUCACCGUCUCCUUCGUCUCGACCUUGCCUAGACAUGUGACAUUAGGGAUGUAAUAAUGUUUUCUUUAUAAUGUGGUUGGUUGGUGCCUUUGUUUUUGCCACUUUGUUUCAAAAUUUCAAAACUAUCUUUCAAGUGUGUUAUUUCUUUGUUCGGACAUUUGUUGCCUUGAGUCAACUUCCCACUUAAAUUUGAUCUCUUUCCCCACGCAAUUAAAUUUGUCCAACGUUCAAACAGGA